Molecule: messenger RNA, 1886 nt
Organism: Gigantopelta aegis
Lineage: Eukaryota; Metazoa; Mollusca; Gastropoda; Neomphalida; Peltospiridae
Product: geranylgeranyl transferase type-2 subunit beta-like
Exons: 10
Coding region: 603-1595 (330 amino acids)
Biological process (GO): protein geranylgeranylation
Cellular component (GO): Rab-protein geranylgeranyltransferase complex
Molecular function (GO): Rab geranylgeranyltransferase activity
Source: RefSeq, a predicted model, not a curated record
CAGUUGCCACUUCAUAGCUGUCUGCCAUGAAAUAAUCACAGUCAAACAGCAGACUACUUGCGCGGUGAAACUUCCGGAUUUUCGACAACCAAAUGGGAAGAUAACUGUAAUCUGAGGCCUACGACGGACUUCGACUGAAAUUAGAACGUGAAAAAACAGGUUCAUUAAAGGCAAUCGAUCCUGCGAAACUAUGUCGUCUUGUUAUACUUAGUUGUAACCAAAUCUUAACAUAUUGAAGGGGAAAUAACUCUACAUAUAUUUUCUGAUCGUUCGAUUGGAAUUUGAUUGUAGCCAGACCAUCCAGCUGCCAUGGCUGUCGAUAUAUCUUCCCUCACGUCUGUACACUGUUACUGUGCGUGCGUCUCUGUGAUAUAAUUUAUUAUUAUGCAGUUCCAUAGAAGUCGUCCGAGAAAUGCGUCUUCUGCCUAAUCUGGAGUUAUCUGCUCUUGAAACUUCACGCGAUCGUAGACUGUCUCACUGUAGUAUCUGAUUCUCUAUUGUUUAUGUCAUAGGUGAUAAAAGCCUACAGGGAAACAGUGUACAAAACAUGAACGAAUGACUUUUCCUGACAAGUUUGUGAUAAGUUUUCAUGUUUAUUCAAAAUGGGUACUCCGAUCAAGGAUGUGACGAUAUCGGACAGUGCACCGAAAACACUCCUUCUACAGAAGCAUGCUGACUACAUCGCUGCUUACGGCAACAAGAAAGAUGACUAUGAAUACAUAAUGACUGAGUAUUUGCGGAUGAAUGGUAUUUACUGGGGCUUAACAGCGAUUGCGCUGAUGGGCGAGCUGGAUCGGAUGAAGCGCAGUGAAGUUCUUGACUUCAUCAAACAGUGUCAGCAUGAGUGCGGGGGUGUCGGCUCCAGUGUCGGACAUGACCCUCACCUGUUGUGUACGUUGAGUGCGGUACAGAUAUUAACCUUGUUUGACGCGGUGGACACAAUCAACACUGACAAGGUUGUGGAGUAUGUGAAGGGCUUACAACAGGAUGACGGUAGUUUCACCGGAGACAAGUGGGGUGAAGUGGAUACACGGUUCACCUUUUGUGCUGUUGCCUGCCUGUCAUUGCUGGGCAAGCUUCAAAGUAUUGAUGUUGACAAAGCAGUUGAUUUUGUUCUGUCAUGUAUGAACUUUGAUGGAGGUUUCGGCUGUCGACCCGGCAGUGAAACCCACGCAGCUCAGGUGUACUGCUGCGUAGGCACGUUGGCGAUCACUGGCCGACUCCACCAGGUGAACGCUGAUCUGCUCGGCUGGUGGUUGUGUGAGAGACAGCUUCCUUCAGGUGGUCUUAACGGACGACCAGAGAAACUGCCAGAUGUGUGCUAUUCUUGGUGGGUUCUAGCUUCUCUUAAAAUCAUUGGACGACUGAACUGGAUUGACAAGGACAAGUUGGUGCGUUACAUACUGGCGUGUCAGGAUGAAGAGACAGGAGGGAUUGCAGAUCGGCCAGGAGAUGUGGUUGAUCCGUUCCACACACUGUUUGGUGUGGCAGGUCUCUCGUUGCUAGGUAACGAAACUAUCAAGCCAGUGAACCCUGUUUUCUGUAUGCCUGAAGAAACUAUUAGACGGGUUGGAAUACGACUGGAACUGUUAUGACACACUGAGCUGCAGACAUGCAAAAUUCGACAUUAACAUUAUGUUAACGUGUAGGAAUACGACUGGAACUGUUGUCACACACUGAGCACAGACACGGGUAAUUCGACAUUAACCUGCUCAGAUUAUGUUAAUGUGUUCAAUGUCAGACAUUGAAAUCGAUUCCGUUGACACAUUACAAGACACUGAGGUACCAUUGGACAUUAUUUUGUACAAUGUCAGGCCAAGUUUUGACACUAAUGUGUUCAUUGUCGGACACUGAAAUAGAUUGUGUAUAAAAGACACCGAGUUGUA